Molecule: messenger RNA, 962 nt
Organism: Lathyrus oleraceus (garden pea)
Lineage: Eukaryota; Viridiplantae; Streptophyta; Magnoliopsida; Fabales; Fabaceae
Product: phosphoglycerate mutase-like protein 4
Exons: 6
Coding region: 67-732 (221 amino acids)
Cellular component (GO): cytoplasm; cytosol
Molecular function (GO): phosphatase activity
Source: RefSeq, a predicted model, not a curated record
AUUCUUCUUCCUCUUACACAUCUCCAACAUUAUUUCAACUCGUCAUUCCAAUAAUUCACUCAGAAUAUGGCCGGGUCUUCCAUCACCGAUUCUCUUUCAAGCUAUUCCGAUACAGAUUUUGCUGAAAUUGUUGUGGUGCGUCAUGGUCAAACAAUAUGGAAUUUUGAAGGAAAAUGCCAGGGACAAUUGGAUAUUGAAUUGAAUGAAGUGGGAAAACAGCAAGCAGCUGCUGUUGCUGAUAGACUAUCGAUGGAACCGAAGAUCUCAGCUGUAUAUUCAUCUGAUUUGAAAAGAGCUUUAGAAACAGCAGAAACAAUUGCAUCAAGAUGUGGAGGUCUAGAGGUUGUGAAGGAUUUGGACCUGCGAGAAAGACACAUGGGGAGUCUGCAAGGACUUGUUUUUAGUGAAUCAGAAAAAACUAAUCCCAUAGGUUACAAUAUAUUGAAAUCCAGGAAUGAAAAUCAAGAAAUUCCAGGCGGUGGAGAAAGUCUUGAUCAACUGUAUGAACGUUGCAAAUCUGCAGUGCUGAGAAUUGGCAGAAAACAUAAAGGAGAACGUGUUGUUGUUGUUUCUCAUGGAGCAUCGAUAGAAGUACUUUACAAAUGGGCAUGUGCAGAUGGAAAGUAUGCAGGGAAUAUACGCAAUGCAUCUAUCACUGUUUUUCACUUAUAUGGUGAUGACAAAUGGGUUGUAAAAUUAUGGGCUGAUAUUAGUCAUCUCACCCCAUAUUGAUUUAUGCACUCCAAACACUUGAAGGGUGGGAUUAGUAACAACAAGAAGGAAGAGACAAAAAUAUUAAUUUCAUAUAUUUAUAUAAGACCGUCUUUGAGAGCUAUAUGUAGAAGUGUUUCAAUAAAUGGUAUUUAAUCUAUAUAGUCCAAAACAUACGUAUACUCUUGAAGGUUUACAUCACCUUCUAAAGUUGCAGCCCUCACCUUUUCAUCAAUAUCAUUUCUUGUGUU